CGACAGGCUCGACAGGCUCGUGCCAGUUCCAUGGAAUCCUACAGACUGCUGAACAAGUUGCGGCCUCGCAACGGCCACACCUCCGGUGUUUGGUGGCCAACACGUCAGGAUCGGUUCUUGGAGGCAUCGGGCGGUGGGCGUUGGACUUCAACUAUAAGCCCGGCCCAGAGACACCGAAAUCAAGAAAACGGAACGUUUAUCUUUAGCCGCGGAACUGCUGAAGAAGCGGCACGAGAAAUCAACCAAAUACAGGAUGAAGAUGAUGCAUUUUUUGUUUGCGACCUCCGGGACAUAACCCGGAAGGUGGAUCUCUGGCGCCAGUGUCUGCCCCGUGUGACGCCAUUCUACGCCAUAAAGGCAUGCGGAGACCCUGUGGUACUCGCAGAGUUGAACGCCCAAGGAGUAAACUUCGAUUGCUCAAACACUCUAGAGAUAAUGACUAUGCUUGAAAUUGGUGUUCACCCAGAGCGCAUAAUCUACGCCCAUCCUGUAAAAAGCACGUCCCACGUGAAGUUUGCUGUACAAAACGGCGUGACGCUUAUGACGUUCGACUGUACCGAAGAGCUGCAAAAAAUCAAGGACAAGAACGCCAGGCUAUUACUUCGAAUAAAGGGCGACAACGAGGGUUGCAAAAUUUCAUUCGAUCAGAAAUAUGGCUGCAGCGUAGACGAAGCAAGACAUAUUCUGGAAACUGCUCGAGAUCUUCAUUGCAACGUGGUUGGUGUAUGCUUCCACGUGGGAGCUUUCUACCAGAACCCGCGGAUCUUCGCUCGCACUAUACAGAUGGCCAAGGCGGUGUUUGAUGUGGCGUCGGAUCUUGGAAGGCCCAUGACGAUCCUCAACAUAGGAGGCGGCUUUCCAGGGGGAGUUCGCAGCCUCUACACGUACAAACAGGUGUGUGAAUCUGUCCGGCGGGCUACCGAUGAGUACUUCCCCGCGUCGAGUGGAGUGCAGAUCAUCGCUGAGCCAGGCCAGUUCUUUGUGACGUCAGCCUAUUGCCUUGCUGUCCGAGUAGUCGGCAAAAGACGCAGGGAUAUUGUCCUUGACGGUGCAAUUCAGGCACACCAAGACGUCUUUCUCAACGAGAGCAGAGAUAACUGCGUCUCCCGUCAUCUGUACGAGUUCUCAGACGUGAAUAUCAGUGCCCUUAGAGGUGAGUUUAUGAGCUACGGGAAAUUUCGAUUACUUCACUGUCAUAGCGCACGCAAGCCAAGGUAA
Dermacentor silvarum is the source of this 1218-nucleotide messenger RNA. RefSeq names its product ornithine decarboxylase-like. The coding region runs from base 31 to 1218 and encodes 395 amino acids. Gene Ontology annotation, cellular component: cytoplasm. Gene Ontology annotation, molecular function: ornithine decarboxylase activity. The record is from RefSeq and is a predicted model, not a curated record. Lineage: Eukaryota; Metazoa; Arthropoda; Arachnida; Ixodida; Ixodidae. The transcript is spliced from 9 exons.